CUUGCGCCUGAGUGUCCCAGUGUAGCGCCAUGUUGUAGAGAAAGAGGGAUCGGAGAAGGGGCCGCAAUCCGCUGCAAUCCGCCCUCCCUGCCUGUAUAGGUGGAAUGGUUGUUCCCUGUGUUUUUAAGGUAUGAAUGAAGUGCUCUGGCAGGACUCCCUCCCCCAGCAGCAGUAUCAGCAGCCGCCACCACCGCAGGACAGUUUCAGUAACAGCGUCGCUCACAGCAUGCCCGUGGUGUUAACAGGACCCUCUGCUGCCGGCCCCCAGCAGCAGCAGCAGCAACAACACGCCGCCUCCCAGGCUCUGGCCACUGCCUCGGUCUCCACACAAGGCCCCGGCUCGAUGGGGCCUCCGGUGCCAGUAGUGGUACCAGCACUUGCACUGGCUGCGGGCCGCUCUCAGGAUGAUGCCAUGGUGGAUUAUUUCUUCCAGCGGCAGCCCGGCGAGCAUCUGGGAGGAGGAGGCAGCAGUGGAGUCGCUGGGGGUGGUGGCAGUGGAGGUGGCGGAGGAGGAGGUGGAGGCGGUGGUUACAAUGGGAAGCAUCGCUGGCCAACAGGAGACAGCAUCCAUGUUGAACAUCACCAG
Stegostoma tigrinum is the source of this 586-nucleotide messenger RNA. RefSeq names its product pumilio homolog 1-like. The record is from RefSeq and is a predicted model, not a curated record. The annotation marks the transcript as partial. The transcript is spliced from 2 exons. Lineage: Eukaryota; Metazoa; Chordata; Chondrichthyes; Orectolobiformes; Stegostomatidae.